AAAAACUUCAUGUUUCUCCGAAAUGGCCAUAGUCGGAAGCGGAGGCCAGAGGCAGUGGGCACGGGUCAGUUUUCUUUCUGUUUUAUUACCUUAGACUCCAGGAGGAUGGGCUGAGCCUGGUGACAUAAUGGAGUCUGCCUGGAGAAGCCCCUCCGAGGCUCCUGUGUAAUCCUUUAAUUGGUUGCAUGAAUGCAGGGCCAAAGGGGUAGGUUUUGGGGGACUGGGGAGCAAGGUGGAAGGCCAGGUAGCCCCAGUCCCAGCUCUGCCCUGAGGGAGUAUGAGGUGAGGUCAGAGGGUGCUCAGUGAGGGGGACUCACUGGUCAGGGACUGCCAUGUGGGAAAAAGCCAGUUGGGAAGAAGGAGUGCAGGGUCCUUUGGAGACUAUCUGGGUGAGGUGAGGGUGCCAUCCGCGGCUUCCAAGCCCACCCCUCAGCUGCAGCAGCUGGGGGGGGGGGCUGUGGGUGGCAGUCUUCCCAUACCUGCGAGAGGGGCUUUGGCCAGAAAUGCUCCAGUCUAGGCACUCACAGAAAGCUUGGCAGUUACUCAUUGCCUGAUUCGAUUCAGGCUAGCCAGCUUGUUGUAACUUUUGGGUGACCCUGACGAAGACAAAGCCAGGACUCGGCCUUUGUAUGGCAGAGUCCCUGUUCCCGCGGGCGGGAGCCCUGCCUGCCUGGGGUACUCUGCCUAAGUCCAGGGCUGCCUCACCCACCCUCCUGGUGGUAUUCUGCAGCCUGACAAAUUUGGGCUUUCAUCCCCCUCCUUGAACUGUACCCAUUUUGGGGGGCUGUUUUCAGGCGGGUGGCGGCAGUGGAGAGGGCACUCCAGGUUAACAAAGUCAGUGGCAGACAAAAGCUGGGAUUACCUGCCAAGAAGGAGGGUUCUGGGGACUCUAGAACUACAUUAACAUCUGGUGGGGGCCUUCGAAUGUGCCAUGGCGAGUCACUUGAUUACACGUAUGUUAUUUAGUUAAAUUUGUGAAAAUUAUGAGAUGCUCACCAACCCGGUGAUAAACUCGCUCCCUCGCUAUUGGCUGGCCUGGUCACAUGGCCGCCAACUUUAUUCAGUUGACAGCAAGUAGGAGGGCCCUAUGGAAGGAGAAAAAAAGACAACACGAGAAAAAUUAGUAUUUUCUACCUUCUGAAAUUAAUGGCCAUGAGUUCGUAUAUGGUGAACUCCAAGUAUGUGGACCCCAAGUUCCCUCCGUGCGAGGAGUAUUUGCAGGGCGGCUACCUAGGCGAGCAGGGCGCCGACUAUUACGGCGGUGGCGUGCAGGGUGCAGACUUCCAGCCCCCGGGGCUCUACCCACGGCCCGACUUCGGUGAGCAGACCUUCGGCGGCGGCGGUCCUGGGCCCGGUUCCGCGCUGCCACCACGGGGUCACGGGCAAGAAGCCAGUGGCCCCGGCGGCCACUACGGAGCCCCAGGAGAGCCGUGCCCCGCUCCCCCCGCGCCCCCGCCCGCGCCCCUGCCCAGCGCCCGGGCCUGCAGCCAGCCGGGCGGCCUCAAGCAGCCGCCCCCCGGGACGGCCCUCAAGCAGCCCGCCGUGGUCUACCCGUGGAUGAAGAAGGUGCACGUGAAUUCGGUGAACCCCAACUACACUGGCGGGGAGCCCAAGCGGUCCCGGACGGCCUACACCAGGCAGCAAGUCCUAGAACUGGAAAAGGAAUUUCAUUUUAACAGGUAUCUGACGCGGCGCCGUCGGAUUGAAAUUGCUCACACCCUGUGUCUGUCCGAGCGCCAGAUCAAGAUCUGGUUCCAGAACCGGAGGAUGAAGUGGAAAAAAGACCACAAGCUGCCCAACACCAAAGGCAGGUCCUCGUCCUCCUCCUCCUCUUCCUCCUCCUGCUCCUCCUCAGCUGCUCCGGGCCAGCAUUUGCAGCCGCUGGCCAAGGACCACCACACCGAUCUGACGACCUUAUAGAAGUGGGGAACCUGGGCCCAUUCCUCCCUGCGCUCCCGGCUGAGCCGAAGCUGCGGGGGCAGGCCGGGCUUGCUGUCACCUCCCUGGGCUUUAAGGUACUGUAGGGUGGACCUGGGACUCGCAGGCCGCCCUCGGACUAGGUUAGCAUCCUGCCCGAGGGCAGCCCCCUCCCUGGAGCGAGCGGAAUGGGGGUGGGAGGGGGGCGGGAUUCUCUAAGUACAUUAUCAUAUGGCAGGAGCUACUGAGAACAUAAACUUUGGCGAGUUAUUAAACUUAUGAAAAUCUCUGCUGUUGGAUUUUGAAUUUGCAAAUGAAGGUGAGAUACUUUAUCCCAGCGUGAAGUUGAACAUCCUCCCCCACCCCACCCCUCCAGGGAUCUUUGUGGUUUAAUAACGUGGGGGAGUUGAGGCAGGAGCUUGACCGCCCCCCCCCCCACCGUGCUCUAGGUGCUUUCAGUGGAAACAGGAGAGGUGGGCCAGGAUUUUGGGAACUUUCUGUUGGUUAUCUGUAUAAUUUCCAGUGUGAAAAAAAAGUAUUUUGCUCCCAGUGGCCCCAUGCCCAAAGAAAUGAGUCUAAGAAGAAAGUGGAAACGGGUUAUUUUAUGUUUAGAUUAUAUUUGCUUAAAUAUUUAUUUGUUGGGGGAUGGAUGGGGAACAGAAAUAACUGACAUCUUAAUGCCAAAAAUCUUAAGAAGGUGAAAGGGGCUGAGUUUCAGGGAGAAGAAUCAGAGAUGUGUGGACUAACUUCUGGCUGUAAGCAUUAUUUUGAACUCCACCCCCUCCCCACUCCCCGGAAAUGUGUGUAGGGGGCCCUUAACCCUUUUAGAGGGAAGGAAAGGGUCCACUCAAAGUUGAGUUCUUGAAAAUAUAUUUCCACAUGUGCUUUUUUCAGCACUGUGCUUACAACUAGUUCUGGGUGAUUAAAGAAAAGGGGAAAGAAAGAAACAAAUGGUCCAACAUUUUCCUUCUGGGGAAAGAAAACAAAUCCUUUAUGUUCUGGGUCAUUAGAUAAUGACUGAAUUUUCUGUUCCAACUGGAUUCCAAAUGCUGGAUUCCAAAUAACCCAUAUAGCAGUUUUUUAAAAUAGGAAUUGGUGUACGGCCUAUAUGGGAGAGGGGGUAUGUAGUGGGGAGGAAUUGGGAAAGUAGGGGAAAUCUUGCUUUAAAAAAGAGACAGAAAACUAAUUGAAUCUAGAAGUCCACAAAAGUUGGUCUUAGGGUUUUUUUUUUUUUCCUGAAGUUUUUAUUUUUUAAACAAAUGUAAGGAAGUUUUUCCUCAACAUAUUAAUUAGAAGCAGAAAUGGUCAAAGUAUAAAAGUUUCAGGCCCUCUUCCUUGCCUUAAAGAAUAGUGGUUUAAGAACAAUCACUCUCAAACAACAGGAGUGAUGUUCUUCAGUCAUUUUUCUUAUGCCUUGCCUGAGAAGGGUUCAAAGCUCAUUUUUCUAAAAUGCUGACCCUUAAGGAUAAGGGGGAAAGAGUCAAAGGUAAUGGCCAGAGUUCAUAUACUCAAAUGAAACAAGACUUUGGAAGUUUAAACCCCAAAGCCUCAGGCUCCAAAAAGAAACCCUCUGGUUGUAGCUACGAAAAAGUGGCAAAAGGGGCUGGGGGGAGAAGGAUGAGCUUGAAAGAGAGAUUCAAACCUGGAGCUAUUUUUUUCAGUGCUUCAAAAUGCUUCAGAAGGUUCCGAGAUAAUUUUUUAAAAAUAUAUUUAGGUGGAGGGAGAAAAAAAAAGACUUUUUCUGCACGCAUGUUCUUUGGUGUCUCCUGAGAACUGAGAGCAGGUAUUCACUGAGUCCCUAGGCUGAAAUUCCACUUCUCUAAAGUAUCUUCCAAGCCUUGGUCUUUUGUAUUAGACCCUGGGGACAGCUCUUUGUUCCUCCUUGGGGUGAGCCUGGCUCUCAGACUUGCACAUGGCAAUACUUGAAUAUCGCCACGUCGGGAUAUUAAAGAUGGAUAUUCCUGCAUUAUUCGCAUCAUUGUUUCUAUGACAAAAAGCAAAGAGUUCAUACAUAGUCAAGACGUCUUUUUUCUGACGCCCUCACGUUGAGAAGCUGAAAAGGUAUUUUACUGAAGUUCGGCUAAAUUACAGAAUCAGGUUCAUCCAGAGGACAAAUUUUCUAUUCGAUUAGCUGUAUUUCAGCCGGGAGGACUGACCUCUAAACCCUUAACCUUUUGGACUCUAACUACCCUUCUCUUCUUUUUUUCUCCCUCUAACAUGGAGAGCAGUCUUUGGAUGUAGCAUUUGAAAAGAGCCGCUAUGGUUAGGCAAGUUGGAAAGUUGCUAAGAUUCUUUCCUAAAGCCCAAAUCUGUGAAUAUAUUGAACCUUCUCCUUGGGAGGGGGAAAAAGAAUAUAUUUUCACAACACCAAUCUACAUAUAUAUUAUAAAGAUUAUUAUAUAGAUUUCCCCCUUCCCAGAAGUUCAGGUUAUUCACUCCAGCUUUAGACCAAAUGCCAAAACUGCAUAGCUGCCCUCACUCAAACCCCACAGGAAAGCCAAGAGGCAUGUUUUGAUGAAGAAAACCCAAGCUUCUUCUCAAAUGUAGCCCCACUACUUUGAAAAGUAACUUAGUCAGAGAAACAACUUCUUUGUUUAUAAGUCUCAGUUCUCCUCAGUUUCCAGGGAUUGUCUUUUGAAAUGUUAAUGGAGCCUGGAUGGCCCAGGGGGCAGCCCUCAACCUUGUGGUCCCAAUUGGACCCCAGCGUCCAUUUGGGCCCACAGGAGUGGGGCAGGGAAGAAGCAGUGCCUCCCCUGCAACCACCACCACCCAGGGCAGGGAAGGAAAUGAGUUUCCAUCUGGGAACGUACUCUGGAGAAACCUAGAUGUGGAAAGGCGCAGUGCCCAUUUGCUUUUAUUUGUUUCCAGUUUGUUCCCCCAAAUAUGAGCCAGAAGUGUUUGUUUUGGUUUUUUUUUUUUUUUUUAAACUGUGUUGGGGUCGUGACUGGGGAGGAGUGAAGUGUUUACUGAGGACAUUGCUCCUCAGACUCCCAUCUCACUUUGUCCAUUGCAGCCUUUUGUUGGGAGAUGACAUUGUCAGUCAGCCCCAUGGUGUCUGUUCACACAAGAUGCUUUUUUAAUAGAAUUGACCACUGUUCUGCUGCCACUGAUUAAAGUAUUAUUUAUACUAAUUGUUGCCUGUAGUUUUGAUGUAAUUCAUUGAUCUAUAUUUGAAAUAAUAAAAGGUGUAGCGAAACUUC
This is a messenger RNA of Mustela lutreola (European mink), 5117 nucleotides long. RefSeq names its product homeobox D4 (gene HOXD4). Gene Ontology annotation, biological process: embryonic skeletal system morphogenesis; regulation of transcription by RNA polymerase II; anterior/posterior pattern specification. Gene Ontology annotation, cellular component: nucleus. The record is from RefSeq and is a predicted model, not a curated record. Gene Ontology annotation, molecular function: DNA-binding transcription factor activity, RNA polymerase II-specific; RNA polymerase II cis-regulatory region sequence-specific DNA binding. Bases 1147 to 1920 code for a protein of 257 amino acids. NCBI's taxonomy places the organism in Eukaryota, Metazoa, Chordata, Mammalia, Carnivora, Mustelidae. The transcript is spliced from 2 exons.